Molecule: messenger RNA, 2201 nt
Organism: Canariomyces notabilis
Lineage: Eukaryota; Fungi; Ascomycota; Sordariomycetes; Sordariales; Chaetomiaceae
Exons: 2
Coding region: 100-1875 (591 amino acids)
Source: RefSeq, a predicted model, not a curated record
GCAAAGAGCGGCUAUAAAUAUAUGGCGUCCAGGCUGUCCCUUCCGGUUCCCAGCCGAAAACAGGUUACUGAAGCGUCCUCGGUGGGAUAACAAAUCCCAAUGCUGGUUCGUCUAAUCAGCACUGAGUCUGCCCAAUCUCCACUGCAACCGACUUCACGCUCUAGGAUGGCUCCUGCAGCUCCUCCUCAUCCACUCGAUCUGCGUGGUCAGAUCAUCGACAACUGUCAAUUCUUCAGCCGGCCCGAUGCCGGCAUCUCACUGGUCGUCGCAAAAGAGCCCCUUGGGACUUUCAAGGCCUUUGUACUGAGGGCUGAAGACGGCAUCCGAGACGUUCUCCUGUCCGAGGCAGGCCAGUCCGUCUACGAAGCUCUGCAAGCCCUCCAUGUCAAGUCUGCCGAGGCCGUUCAGAACUACAUCGCAAACAAUGGCUUCGCCUUGCCACAGGCUGUCAAGAAGCAGCGCGCCAAGCAGGCCGGCAACCAUGGCGACGGGCGCGAUAGCGACGCCGCUUCGGUUUCCUCGACCGUCACCAUAGAGCAAUCUGACACGGACUGUGGGUCUCUGUCUGACAAUGAGACGGUCUCAGUCACGUCAGUCGGCAGGGCGAAGCGACGUAAUCAGCACAAGGCGAAAAGAUCGACCAAGCACAAGUCGCGACGGUCCCGCUCACGAUCCCGGUCUCCCUUCUCCCCUCAGCGCUCCCUGUCGAGCUCAUCAGAGUCCGACGACGACUUUGCUUUCCGAGGCUCAACGCGCCUUCCUCCCAUCCCCUUCCGCCAGGCGCCCGGCCGCUUCAACCCCUUCCCCCAGCCCACGGCGCGCCUGGGCAAUAACCCGGGCAAUGAAAUCCCGCCUCACGAACGCUGGCGCCCCUUCCUGCAAGAUCCAUCCUGUAUUACCAUUGAACCCGCCGAGAAAUUCGAACGAGCAGCCAACCGGCCGCCCGGGCCUCCAAGCACAGCAGCAGCAGCGGCAGCAGCCAUGACAUCUUGCGGCUACACUCCCAUUGGAGUGGUUACGGGCGCGGGCAUGGCCAUGGCCAAACCGCCCGCGGGCCCUGCUGCUACCGGCCCAAACCACGUGGGCAUGCCUACCCAUAGUCCUAGUACUGCUGCUGCCUCCCAGCCCGGACCGCAGCCGCAGCCCCAGCUAAUGGAUCUCGUCCUCGUCGUCCGCUGGCGUCACCACGGGCCAUGCCACCACAACCAGCCGCGCGCCACGCUGCAGCAGCUCCCCUACCCGCUUACGGUGCGCCAGAUCCAGGAUGCCGCGCUCACCUAUGUCAGGCGUCAACCCGGCGCGUUUGCUUCUACCUCCACUACUGCCAGUGGACCAACCCCUCCGGACAUGACGGGGCUGCUCUCGCACCGCCUGUGGCAGCUGCGAGCGACCGUCAAGACACUGAUCGUGGGUGACGGAGAGGAGGUUGAUUUGGGCGGGUAUACCGGCUCGGCGGAUCUGACGAGGCUGGUGGUGGCGGGCUCUGGGGCUGGCUCUUCCGGUAUUCCCAGGGUGGAGGUGGAUGUUUUUGGCGAGGGCCCGGUUCGUGGUGGUCCUGGGACUGGAGUGGGAGGAGGCGGCACUGGGCUGGGGGGGAUGAUGCCGCCCGUUGGGCCUGCUGGUCCGGUGCCUGGUACUGGUGCUGUGGGCAGUGCUCAUGGUUCUUCUUCUGGGCAAGCGAUCGGCCUGCCGCCGCCGCCACCUCCACCACCACCAUCACGAUCGCCUGCUGGCUCCAUGGGUUUGAAUGAUGGAGUCGGAGCGGCAGGGCUGUCGCAUUUGCCGCCGGCCACGGGGCACGGGCAUCAGCCUCGUCGGCAGUUUGCGAAUGGGCAUGUCCAUGGUCAGGUUCAAAGCCCGGGAUUGCCGGAAUGAUUGGGACGUCAUGUCACGCCAUGGCAAUCCACUGAGAAUGGGUAGGCAGGGAUGGGGGUUGAAGCGGAUGGGAUGGAUACAGGCCAGAAAUCGGGCGGUCUGUUUUCGAAAGUGAGGCUUCGCAGGGACGUGGACCGCUUGGUGACAGCAAGAGCAGUCAUGCAGACAAUGGGAUACACCAAGGAUACACUCGGAAGUAGGACAGCAUCAUCUUAUUGCCCAAGGAAACACUUAGGCCAGCACCAGCACCAUCACAACGCCACGAAUGGUGCUGGAGGACGGAACGGUAUGGGGCAUCUGACAGACCCAUGUCUUGGUCGGUCAAC